AUGACACUAAUUAAUCUUAUUAAUAAUGCCAAUAGUGACGCAGCAAAAAUUGAUGCGAAUGGAAAUGAACAAAUUGCACCAAAAAUUUUUACUGUUGAUAAACUGAAUGAACAAUAUCAAUUAAAUCAAAAUUUUUCACCAAGUCCUCUACGUGGUUUAUUAAAUUAUAUUAAAAAAUAUUACAGACCAAGUCCAGAAUGUUUGAAAAGAAAUUUAUACCAUCGUAUACCUAUCAUUGAAUGGAUACAAAAUUAUAAUCUAAAAGAAUGGAUAGGAUCUGAUAUUAUUUCAGGAUUGACUAUUGGAAUUGUGCAUAUUCCACAAGGACUUGGCUAUGCAAUUUUAGCUGGUUUACCGCCUGUGACGGGACUAUAUGUUUCCUUUUUUCCCGUUAUUCUUUAUGCUAUUCUUGGCUCAUCAAAACAUCUUUCAAUUGGGACUUUUGCUGUCACUUCGCUGAUGAUACUGGCUGCUAUGAAUAGUCGUGUUGGCACUCUGAUUCCACCAUAUGGUGCAAUGAGUUCAACUAAUACUAACACAACAUUUUUCAGUGAUUAUUACACUGCUCAACCCUAUGAUACAUCUGAACAGUCACUACUAACGGUCUCUACUCUUUCAAGUACAUCAGCGUCAGGUUCACAACGUUAUCUCAGUAAUAAUCCGAAUGAAGCUCGAAUAAUGGUGGGAGCAGCGUUAGCAUUCGUUGCAGGUAUUAUACAUCUUGGAAUGGCUAUUUUGCACUUUGGUUACGUAACAGUUUAUUUAUCGGAUUCAAUUGUUCAGGGUUUUACUACUGGUUGUGCUAUACAUAUAAUUACUAGUCAAAUACCACCGUUACUCGGAAUUAAAAUAAAAACAGUGGGAGGACAGUCAAAAGUUAUUAAAAACUGGAUUGAAAUAUUCAAGAACAUAAAAUAUUCAAAUGGUGCAACAGUCAUUGUCGGUAGUAUAAGUAUUGCGCUAUUUGCCGGUGUACGUGAUCAAAUUAAUGAACGAUUUAAAGGACGAAUGCCACUACCAGUACCAAUUGAACUAAUUAUUGUAAUUCUUGGAACUGGAUUGUCAGCUGCAUUCGAUUUUAACGUUCAAUCUCCACAGGUUGUUGGCAUAUUGGCAUCCAUUAUUGUUCUAAUUGUGAUAUUGGCUGUUGGUCCCGUUUUUCGGACACUUCCAAAUGCCUGUUUAGCUGCUAUUAUUGUUACGGCAAUGAAAAAUAUGCUGCUACAAACAAAACAAUUGCCUGUUCUUUGGCGAACGAAUAAAUUAGAAUUUUUAGCAUGGAUUAUUACAUUUUGGGGUGUCGUUCUAUUAGAUGUUGAUUAUGGUUUAUAUAUUGGUGUUGUAGCAACUAUUCUGUUGUUAAUCAUUCGUACUCAACGGUAA
This is a messenger RNA of Didymodactylos carnosus, 1383 nucleotides long. NCBI's taxonomy places the organism in Eukaryota, Metazoa, Rotifera, Eurotatoria, Philodinida, Philodinidae. The record is from the annotation of a GenBank genome assembly.